This is a messenger RNA of Zophobas morio, 2121 nucleotides long. RefSeq names its product kinesin-like protein Klp61F. Lineage: Eukaryota; Metazoa; Arthropoda; Insecta; Coleoptera; Tenebrionidae. Gene Ontology annotation, biological process: microtubule-based movement. The coding region runs from base 1 to 2121 and encodes 706 amino acids. The record is from RefSeq and is a predicted model, not a curated record. The transcript has 9 exons. Gene Ontology annotation, molecular function: ATP binding; microtubule binding; microtubule motor activity.
AUGCCAGGUGUAUUAGCAGAGACCACUGCAAAUCAUUUAGGUAGAAGCAUUCGUAAUUUAAGACAACAAGUAAUAACACUUGUUGAGAUUGUAUACGUCUAUGUUAUUAUUUUAUGCAAUUUAAAAUCCUCUGUACUACGUAUUACUGAGUUGAGCAAGCUCAACGUUCGGACUGAGUACACCGUCAGAACAUCGUUUAUGGAAAUCCACAACGAAGAAGUCCAUGAUUUAUUCAGAGAUAAUAUGGCUUUGAGGAUGUACGAUUACCCACUUGUUAAAGGAUCUGUUAGUUUGAAACAGUUGAGGACAGUUACGGUAUUCAAUACGGCAAACCAUUUGUGUUCGCACGUCAUUCUUAGGUUUUUAGUAAGCGUACGGGAAAUCGAUGGUAGAGGUGACGAGAUCAACAGAAGUGUAAUACUACGACUGCUGGAUUUGCUAGGUAGUGAAAGCGCUGGACGGGAACGAGCCCGAGAUUUCGGCAACGUCAAUCGUUCUAUCCAGACUGCACCAAUAGUGAUUAAAGCUAUAGCUCAAAGAAUACAGCACGUGCCUAGGGAGUCCAACCUGACUAGAAUUCUACAAGAUAAUUUGAACGGUAACACCAAAACCGCGAUGAUUGCCAAGCUCAGGCUCUUGGAAGGACACAGUAGCCACACUGGAACUAGGACAGCUCGCUUCAUCUAUUAUAUCAAUUUCUUGAAAGAAUUAGAUGAUGAGUUUGACAAAUUGAAUUUUGAAUUCGCCGCUGCCAAAAGAUGCGAAGGAGUUUUCGUCAGCAACCAAUCCUUCAAACAAAUGACAGACGAUACUAACAACAACAACCAAAAAGUUCUCAAACUGGUGGCCGAAUUGGCGAACCACAAAUGUUCUAUCGAUUUGCAGUAUCGCUUUCUACAACUCUCCUUCCACAAAACCAAAGAUGUUCUAGAAACCGUCCAACAAAGGAUUGCCGAAACACGAAAGGUUUUAUUAAACGAGAAAGUAACGUUGAAUGCUGCCACGGAAAAACAUAAAGACUUUACCAAGACUCUUUUAGAUGUUUGUAGACGCUCCACGCGGAAUAAAGAAAUUUAUUAUAGAAAGUAUCAACAGGCAACUGCUGCGAAUAAACAGAACGCGCAAAAGUCAAAAGCAAUGCUUUCGAUUUUGAACAGCUGUCUUCAGGAUGUUGUCGAUGAGACACAACAUUUGGCUGUUCUGAGUAAAGAGACAUCGGAUAGUGCAUGUUGCAUGGAUUUUAUUGCUUCUGAUAUGCGCAGCUACGCUGACAACUAUAACUUGACUUUGAACGAAGUGGCACGAAACGAUUUAAAUUGUCAUUUAAAGGCGCUUCAGGAUGUACCAAGCGGCAGAUUUGAGCACAAUCUUGCCCAUGUUCGCACACCGACGAAAAUCAGAGACACGAUGGAAGCCAUAAAGCAAGAUUAUGAGACGGACUUGCGCGAUAUGGGGGUGCAUUCUGAGAAUACUUCUCACAGCGUAAGUAGGAAGACAGCUGAUGAAAAUGAAGCUCUAAUAAAAACAGCAAAUAAGAAUUUUUUCCAAAAUUCCAAAGCUUUAUUAGAAAGAGCCGCCAUUUUAGAAGCACACAUCGCUAAAGUAAAAGCUAUAAAAGAGCGAAACGCGAAUAUGGCCCUAGCACCAGUACGAGAAUCCAUCAAUCAUUACUUGGAGCAACCACCCAUAAUCCUGAAUACCUCAAUGGUGAAAAUAAAAAAUGUUUUGCAACAAGCCGAGUCUAGACAAAGUCUCGUGCACACUCAAGCAGAGUCAGAUCGGAGCUCUAUACAUCGAGCCGUGAAGGAAAUGGAAGCAACCGUCAAAGAAAAUCUAACUCAAAGAAAUGAAGAAGUUCGCAACAGACAAAAUUUAGUCGAAAAAACAUUACCGACUUUGGGUCGAAUGGAUGACACUUUCAUGCAGUUGUCGCAGAAUCUAGUGCACCGAAACAAAAAAUCAACGGUUACAAAUUUAGCUGUAUUCGCCCAAUAUGUAUCGGAAAUCACUGACUGCAAUGGACAAUACGAUGUAGUAUACACCGACUUCGCCAAAGCUUUUGAUCAGAUUGACCAUGGGUUACUCCUUGAGAAAUUAAGCAACUUGGGCUUUUCGAACUGA